This is a messenger RNA of Symbiodinium natans, 3123 nucleotides long. The record is from the annotation of a GenBank genome assembly. Lineage: Eukaryota; Dinophyceae; Suessiales; Symbiodiniaceae.
AUGGCCAGUGACAGUCUACUUCGCAUUCUGCUCUUCGCUGCAUGUCUCCGACUUUACCAAGCAAGAAUACUCCUCUUCUGGGCUGUGGAUGGAAGCAAAAGAACGCAGGACAUGGUAAAGAGAAAUGUCCGCCACGUGGAGCUUUCUGGAAUACCUCACGAUGUGAUCCUAGCGCACUACCGCGGUUCUGACAAAGACUGGGAUCGAGAAUGGUGCAAGAAGCAUGUUUCCGAGUCUCUGGUGGCCAAGGGCUACAAGUUCCACCUGAUGCAGAAAGCCUACAAGGAUGGGCAGUGGGAGGAUCGCUACGAGUUCAUCUGGGCGCUUGACAGCGACAUUGACCUGUCCAAGGCAGACAUCCAGCACUUCCUGACCAUGGCCCGGCUCAGCCAGUCUCCGAUCGUUGGUCCAACCUUCGUCCAAGCAAAUGGCAAGCCUUUGUUGUUUCAGGAGCACAGCACUGUGGUUCGUCGUGAGGGACAUGCUCCCUCAAGGGACAGCCACCGGCAUGCUCAUCAAAUCAGCGGUCCGAAUGCCAUUCAAACUCCAGAUCCAGGGUGCGACUUUCGACACACAGACUUCGUGGAGUUGACAGCGCCGCUUCUAAAGUCGCACGUGCUGAAGCUUGUUCUUCGCGACUGCCACUCCUGCAUCCAUGACAAGUCAGACUGGGGAUUGGACAUGAUGUGGUGCAAGUAUGCGUCCAAGAGGUUGCAAAAUCAGGCGUGCGCCCUGAUAGAUGCCACUCCAGUAAUACACAUGGACUGGGGGCUGGCACCAAUCAGUCAAGAAUUCUACAGGGCUUUGCAUGCCGUUCAGACCACCUACAACGCAUACUGGAGCGAUCGUCGUGUGCUGGACUGCAAGCGGCGUGGCGAAGGUCUGGUGGAAAUACCAGAGGAAGACGCCGCUCAGACAAAAGCUCGGAACACGACAAGCUCGAAGAAGCGGUCUGCAAAGGCUGCAAACUCAACACGGCAGAAAGCUGGCAAAUCAGACUCUCGUAAGGAUCAUCAGGAUGACACUGCAGAUGAACCGGCUGAAGAGGAGCAAGAUGAUGAUGGACUACCCUCGGACAGCGAGCCCAACGAUGCCAAGAGCAGCGACAGCGCCGACAAUCCGGACGAGGAGGGCGCAGCUGGAGACGGGGAAGAGGAAGAGGAGGCCGACGGUGCUCCCAGCAGCGACAAGACUGCUCAACAAUCGAGGAUGGGCAAUACCUCCAAGCAAGCUGCAAAGAAGGAAAGGGCAUCGGAUGCGCACAGCUCAAGCGCAGGCACAUCCCGGGCUUCCAAGGCGGACGCCGGCAAGCGCGCAGACGCCGAGGGAAGCGACGAGGAGACCCAAGAAGAGGAUGCUGGGCUUGACGGAGGACUGCCUGCAGACAAGUCCAAAGAAGAUCCCGACGAGGAGGGCGCAGCUGGAGACGGGGAAGAGGAAGAGGAGGCCGACGAUGCUCCCAGCAGCGACAAGACUGCUCAACAAUCGAGGAUGGGCAAUACCUCCAAGCAAGCUGCAAAGAAGGAAAGGGCAUCGGAUGCGCACAGCUCAAGCGCAGGCACAUCCCGGGCUUCCAAGGCGGACGGCGGCAAGCGCGCAGACGCCGAGGGAAGCGACGAGGAUGCGGAUGUUCCCGACCUGGACACCACGGGGAAUGCUUCUCAUCCCAAAGCCGAGGACAAGCCUGCUCGUCGUUCAAUGCCAGGGGGAGGAAUUUUCAAGGUGAAGGCUACGCAAAAUCCUUCCGGUUCGCUUGACGAUGGUGUGUUGCCAAGCGGCUCACGUCUCUCUAUGGGUGAGUCGGCACCUGCUGCCGCGUCUGCUGUGGAAAACACCACACACAGCAGGCAAGACAGAGCAAUUGCCAGCACCAAGACGAAGCCGGGUUCGACAAAUUCCGAGACUGGAGCCGUCAAGGGCGACUCCACGGGGUAUGAGGACAUGUCUCUCGGCGACGAGGAAGACUUGGACCUCGAUUUUCCUGCUGAAAGCGGGGCGCAGAACAUGGAGCACGAUGCUCCCAUGGAAGAGCCGGGCGACGUGAGCAAGAGCCCACAGGAUCUGGCUGGAUCGACGAAGAAAAAGACCUUGGACGCCGACGUGGCCAUGGCGGAGCAAGGCGGACAGGGACAAGACAGCACAGUCGAGUUCCAGGAGGUGAGCCAACGACAUGCCAUCCCGGACCCGGUCCGGGCCGAUGCCUCCGCUUUUCAGGAGGCAGAGCAAAGGCUGAGGGAUGACAUUGAGUCGCUGAGAAAGCUGGAGCAGGAGCUCCGGCUUCGAAGCCCGCCGGGUCCUGUCCAAUCGACGAGGAGCCAGAUCGCUGGGCAGAAGCCUGCCAAGGCAGCAGGCCGCGCCACACCGAAGUCCAGCAAGCGAAGGAAGGGCCCAGCAGCUGCUAGCCAGCAGGCGAUGUCGCUGUUGGAGCUUGGGUCAGCUCCGGCCAGCGAGGAGGAGCUGCAGGCGCUGGAGAUUCAGCAGCUUGCUGCUGGACAGCGUGAAGUGGCCAUGAAGGCUGCCCAGGAGGUUGUUGACAACAUGGGGUCCUCACUGACAGCGGAUGAGCGGGACCGAACAAGGAGGGCAGCCAUCGAGUCCGUUCGACACGCUGUAGCUGAACAGGUGGAGGCACAAGAGCGACAGCAGAACAUCAAGGCAGCGGGAGCCAUGUCCGAACUUCUCAGGAGCGCUCAAUCGGACCAUGAGGACAAGGCAGAGCUGUCGAUGGUGAGGCAGCUGAAGGCGGAGCUGGCAGAAGCUAAAGAACUGGCUGACAAAGACCACCAGGUAGAAGAGCAAAAAGUAAGUACGCUCUUGGAGCGACUGGCGCACCAGCGAAGCGAGCCCGCGCGGGCCAAUGAGGAUAAGCUCCUCAUAGCAAGGGCGAAGCAAAUUCUGGAGCUCAAGGCACAAGUGCAGUGGGAUGAGAAGCGCCUGUCAAAAGAGAAGGAGGAUGAGCUCGUCCUCAAAAACAAGAUAAGGCAGCUGGAGGAGAAGAUUCGGCAGAGACGACACGCCUCACUCCACGAGGCGAAGAACGCGAAGAGGGCAAAGGCGCGAAAAGUUGCCGUCGAUGUGGACCACAGCGGCCGCGCGCUGCCCAUCGAGCAGGAUGACAGAUAG